GGAAACUCUUGUUUAUUUGGUAUCAGUGAGGUUAGGUCUUUAUCAGGCGAGUAGCCAGAAGGAUCUUGUCCCCCCUUAAACGUUUUGAACCAUAGCGAGAGCACGGCCUAAAACUCUUAAAAGAGUGACAAUACCCUCCUGGCUAAGCGCCUGGUUUAUACAAAAAACUUCAAACUCUAGAGCCUUAGUAGCUAUUUCUUUACUACGCCACUGAUUCUAUGCCAUUUAGGUUGACUUAAAUUGGACAGAAUCAAAGUCUAGAGUCAGUGAUUUUCAAACUCUUUUGAUCAACGGAAAUUUUUUUUUCUCAAAUUUUUUUCACAGCACACCUGGAAUUCUUACACAGCAGACUAAAGUGCCGUGGUGCACAGUUUGAGAACCACUGAUCUAGACAGUGAUUGUCAACCCAUGUGCAACGGCACUUUAAUGUGAAAAAUUCGAAAAAUCCCACAAACCAUGUGUCGUGUGCGGUUUUGGUCAUGACUUACUAUUGAGGGGUAUCGUGAUUGUCCACCACUGGACUACAACAGUAGAAGGUUAAGCCAUGACCAAAACCGCUCACAGCAUAUGGUUCGCUGGAUUUCCACUAGUGUGCCGCAGCAUAUGGGUUGACCAUCACUGAUCUAGAAUGAUAGUCAAUUUUAACAUUCAGUGAAACCGAACCUUAACUUUAGUCUUAUCAUUCUUAUCAAAGAUCCCUAACAAAGUUGAAUAAUAUAACCUCAAAACACAAUUUAAUCUUAUUUCUCAAUUCAAUUGCACACCAUUUCUUCCUGGUUUUCGAUUUCCUAGACAAAAAUUAUGUCAACACAAGUCACCAUCUAGAUCCACAAAUUAAAUCGUUCCGCCUUUUCCUUAAAUUUAUUGUUAUCAACAUGAAAAAAAAAAGGAAAGUAAUCAGAUUCGUUAUCAAACAAUUGUUAGAAUUCCCUUCGGAAAUGCUUCAACUAUCUCAAUAAUAUUUACGCUUUGCUAGGGUCCAUAUCUAUAGUCAUGGAAACUAAUAAAUCCUUUCAUGAUAAGAUUACUUUUUGAUUGUAUUUGGAUGGAAAAAAAAUCGUCAAUUAAGUUCAGUCUCGAGGUAGUUUUUGGAGCUUCAAGAUGGAAAAAUUGAAAAUUUUCGUCGUAUUUUCAGCAUUAGUUCAAUUGUCAUUGGAAACUCCAUUAAAUGCUGACUUACUGCAAAGUAAAAAAGAUGAUAGAAUUGAGAACAAAAAUUGGAAGCUUAAGAAUGGAUUGUAUUGGUAUGAACAGCACAAUCCCUUAGCAUUUAAUGAUCCACCUACAACAUAUCGUCUACCAAACAAUACCUUACCAGUAAGGUACGAUAUUUUUCUCAAGACUGAUGUCGAUAAGCAUGACUUUAACUUCUAUGGACAAGUGAGGAUACAAAUUCGAGCUAUGGAAACAACAGACACAGUCACACUGCAGUACCGGGACAUGAAUGUGACAAAAGUGACAUUUUUAGACAUGAAUGGACAAGUUGUUGAGCAUGAUGUGCCAUUUGAGUAUGUCGAACCAAGAUAUUAUGAAUUUUUGAGAAUAUCCCUUCCAAGGAUCAUGACUGUGGAUGAAAAGUUUGUACUGGAAAUUUCAUAUUCAGGAAUAUUAAAUGAAAGACAGUUUGGAUUUUAUCGCGCAAGUUAUACAGAAAGAGAUACUGAAAUUUACUAUGCAGUUACACAGUUUGAAGCAACAGAUGCUCGUCAUGCAUUUCCGUGCUAUGAUGAGCCAGGAAUAAGAACUCCAUUUGGUUUGGAAAUACAGCACGACAAAAGCUACAAUGCAUACUCAAAUAUGAAAAUAGCUAGCAACAUAACACUCGAAGGAACUGAUUAUGUAGUCACAAAAUUUGAAGACACACCAUUGAUGCAAACUUACCUGCUUGCAUUUCUUGUUGCUCCAUUUGAAGAAGUUUCCAACAACAAUACACAGCUUCCUCAAAAAAUCAUUGCCAAGCCGUCAUCAAUCAGAAAUGCUGAGUAUGCAUUUAGCCUUCCAAAAUUAGAUCCAAUCAUGAAGGCACUAGAAAAUCUCUUUGCUGUCAAUUUUACAUUGUCAAAGCUUGAUCAUGCUGCAAUUACUCAGUUUGCAGCUGGCGCUAUGGAAAAUUGGGGACUCGUCACUUAUCGUGAAAUUGCAUUGCUUUUUGUUCCUUCUGAAUAUCCAGAAACUGAUGAAUUUUUGCAGAGACGAAUUAUUACAAUUAUUGCACAUGAGGAUGCUCAUCAGUACUUUGGGAAUCUUGUGUCUCCACAUUGGUGGACAGAUCUUUGGCUUAAUGAGGGCUUAGCAACAUUAUAUGAGUAUUAUAUAGCACAUUUAGUGUUUCCAGAAUGGGAUUUCAUGCAAUGGUUUAGAGAACGAGAAGUUUAUGAAUGUUUUAAGAUUGAUAUAUCCACAGCAGCUACUUCUGUUCCAAUGUCUCGUUAUGUGGAAGCACCAAAAGACAUUGAUGAUAAAUUUGAUGACAUUUCGUAUGGCAAGGGUGGCGUUGUCAUGCGAAUGUUCCAAGAAGCAUUUACAGUCAGCACAUUCACAAAAGGAUUGUCGAAAUAUUUAACAGAAAUGUCAUACAAGGCAGCAGUUCCAGAUGAUUUAUUCUCAUCGUUGCAAGAUGCUUUUAAGGAAGACAAUCCAGAACUUGUUUUUGAUGUAGCUGAGCAUAUGGGCUCAUGGAUUUAUCAAGCUGGAUAUCCAUUAGUCAGAGUGUCUAGAUCUGGAAAUUUACUCCAAUUUAAGCAACAGAGAUACAUGAGUGGAGAUGAAAUAUACUCAAUUCCAUUGACAUAUGCUUCUAAGUCACAACCAGAUUUUAACAGAACCGACGCAAGAAUUUGGUUCACACAGAAAGAAAUUCAAGUUCCACAAACUUUAUUCGGAAGUGCUAUCGAUGAAUGGGUUAUAUUUAAUGUCCAACAAGUUGGAUAUUACCGAAUGAGUUACAGUUCUGAAUUGUGGUAUAGAAUUGCUAAAGGAUUAAGGCAUGAUCUUGAUAAAAUCCAUCGCAUCAAUCGUGAAGUAUUGGUCGAUGAAUUAAAUAUUGGAUAUUACAUAUUGGACGAGCUUCUAGCAUCGGAUGUCCUUGAAGUAUUGCUUUAUUUAGACAAUGAAGAACACAGUGAAGUUUGGAAUCGAGCAGAUCUGCUUCUAUUCACAAUAACUGAGAAACUAUUUGCCACAGCUGUAUAUGAAGAUUACUUAAAGUACCUCCAGUUCAUAACCCGACCACAACUUGAGCGUCUUGGAUAUGAAGAAUUGGCUGGCGAUGACCAUGACACAAGACUUUUAAGGAUGAUCCUUAAGACUCACAACUGCCAUUCUCUUGAUGACUUUUGCUUGUCACAUGAAUCAAAGAAGUUGGAACUUUACAUGCAGAAUAAUCAAAAUCCAACACCUAAUUUCUGCUUAGCAUUCAGAACUGCUACAUUAACAACCUAUAUCCACUACCUCAAUGAAAUCACUUCCAAUCCAGAUCUUUACAAUCGUUAUUCAAUAGUCAAUGGAAUUGCAUGCUCCUUAGACAAAUCUCAUCUUCAGCUCUUAACUGUCAUUAUUGAGGAUGAAAAGAACGAUUUAGAGAAUUUCGAAAGAGUCAUGAUGAUAGAGUAUAUGCUGACAUCAAGCAUUGUUGGAUUGGAAGUUGGAUUUGACUACUUAGAAAGAAAUCUUAAUAAAAUUUCCAACUUUGUAGUCGCGAUCAAGGAAGCCAUAAAUACACAAGAAUAUUCUGAAAAACUUGAUGCUCUUCUAGAUGCAGCACUUGAUGAAAGCUUUAUAUCUACAGAAGAUGCUGAAGAAAUCAGAGACGCAAUUAAAUUAAAUUUGGAAUGGCAAGAUAAGCAUUUUGAAGCUGUUCGUGAGUGGAUUGAAGAUUUAGAUGAUAAAAUAAAUGAAACGACUGAAAAGCCAACAACAACGAUACCUUCAACAACGCCUGACAGUGCAACAGGAAUGAUUGCAUCUAUUGUGCUUAUUUUGGUAUCUGGAACUUUAAUAAGAUUUUUUGUGUAGGAAAAUAUGAAGUUUGAAGGAGUUUUGAACGAUGGGUGAACCCAUCGUGUUGUUUUCCCCUUGAUUUAGAUCUCCUGAUCUUCAAACAAACAUUUCGAGUCUAUAUUAAGAAUUCUAGGUUAAAUAUUUAAAGAAUAAAUGCAAAUAAAAGGUUAGCAACAAAGAAGCAGCAGUAGCUGAGUGGUUAGAGUGUUGGCAAACCAACCCUAACGACCCGGGUUCGAUCCCAGAUAAUGUCUCUAGCAAAUAAAAGCUUUUAAAUUUUUUCA
Messenger RNA from Chironomus riparius, 4283 nucleotides. Lineage: Eukaryota; Metazoa; Arthropoda; Insecta; Diptera; Chironomidae. The record is from the annotation of a GenBank genome assembly.